AGUUACUUGUUCUAAAUUGCCACACAUCACAUCUCUUUAUUUAUCCAUCAGACCAUCACUGUGUAAAUAGGUCGGUUCGGUUUUUGCUGAACCAAGAACAUGAUCCGUUGGUAAAAAUCAAUUCAUCAUCCUUCAUACUUGAUAGUAGUCAUUAGUUCCAAAUUAACGAUGUCACUCUAUACUACGACCACCCUUGUUGUGGGUUCUUCUUCUUCUUCAUUCCCUUGUUCCUUCAUCAAAACCAAUAUUAGCAGCAACAUAAUCACAACCACAUCAUCCAUAUCAGCCACAGCCACAGCCACAGCCACAGCCACACCCAAACAUGUCUGGAUCCGAAACACCAACAAACAAAAACAAAAACAACACGAACCUAUAUACUUAGACCGCACCGUCAACAUGAACGAACUUCUAACCUCAAUCGAACAAACCCAAAACAUCGAACAACUCUACUCCCUAAUGUCUCCUUACAACGGAAGACAAUUAUCGAUUGGAUUCAUGGUUUCAAUUCUCUCUCGCGAAUCCGAUUGGCAACGCUCUGUUGCACUUCUCGAUUGGAUAAACGACAUUGCUCAAUAUUCACCUUCUCUUCAAGCUUACAACGUUGUUCUCCGUAAUGUACUUCGUGCUAAACAGUGGCAAUUUGCACAUGGACUGUUCGAUGAAAUGCGUCAAAGGGGUCUUUCCCCUGAUAAGUACACUUACUCAACUCUCAUUACUCAUUUUGGUAAAAAUGGUUUCUCUGAUUCUUCUUUCUUUUGGUUGCAAAAGAUGGAACUUGAUAAUGUUGCUGGUGAUCUUGUUUUGUAUAGUAAUAUGAUUGAGCUUUCGAGUAGGUUGUGUGAUUAUUCUAAAGCUAUUACUAUUUUUAAUUCAUUGAAAUGUUCUGUUGAUAUUGUACCUGAUCUUAUACUUUAUAAUACUAUGAUUAGUGUGUUUGGUAAGGCUAAGCUUUUUCGAGAGGCUAGGCUUCUUUUUCAAGAGAUGAGGGAUAACGGUGUUAGCCCGGAUACUGUUAGUUACUCGACGCUUCUUGCAAUUUAUGUUGACAAUCGGAAGUUUGUUGAGGCACUUUCUUUGUUUUCUGAAAUGAAUGAAAGUAAAUGUCGUAUCGAUCUCACUACUUGUAAUAUUAUGAUUGAUGUUUAUGGUCAGCUUGAUAUGAUCAAGGAAGCUGAUAGUUUCUUUUGGGGUAUGAGGAAUUUGGGAAUUGAACCCAAUGUGGUUAGUUACAACACGAUUUUGAGGGUUUAUAGAGAGGCUGAGUUAUUUGGUGAAGCUGUUCACCUUUUUAGUUUGAUGCAAAGGAAAGGUGUACAACCACAUGUUGUCACGUACAACACCAUGAUAAGUAUUUAUGGAAAAUUUCUUGAGCAUGAGAAGGCGAUGAAUCUUAUUCAAGAAAUGCAGAGUAGAGGUAUUCAACCAAAUGCUAUCACUUAUUCAACCAUAAUAUCUAUAUGGGAAAAGGCGGGGAAAUUGGACAGGGCGACCUUACUGUUUCAGAAGUUAAAGACUUCUGGAGUUAAAAUUGACGAGGUUCUAUAUCAGACAAUGAUUGUGGCUUAUCAGAAAGCUGGUUUAGUUGCUCAUGCCAAAAGGCUACUUAAUGAGCUCAAGCAACCAGAUAACGUUUCCAGGGAGACAGCAAUCACAAUACUUGCCAAAGCCGGAAAAGUUGACGAGGCUAUGUGGGUUUUUCGGCAAGCCUUUGAUGCUGGCGAGGUGAAAGAUAUAUCUGUAUUUGGGUGCAUCAUUGAUAUUUUCUCUAGUGAUAGAAAGUAUGCACAUGUGGUUGAAGUGUUUGAGAAGAUGAGAGAGGUUGGACAUUUUCCUGAUUCUAAUGUUAUUGCUCUUGUGCUGAAUGCUUUUGUAAAGCUGCGCAAGUUUGACAAAGCAGAUGCUUUAUAUGGACAGAUGUAUGAAAAAGGGUGUGUUUUCCCAGACGAAGUUCAUUUUCAGAUGCUCGAUCUAAAUGGAGCAAGAAGGUAUUUCAAGACGGUAGAGUCAUGGUUUAAGAAGCUAGAUUCCCAUCCCAAUAUCAACAAGAAGGAGUUGCAUUUUGUUGUUGCUAACAUUUAUAAAAGAGCAGAUAGAUUUAACGAUGCUUUCCGAAUCAUGAACAGGAUGAAUCACAAAAACAACGAGUCAUGAUUAUUUCAUGAAAGAGCAGAUAGAUUGUAUUUGUGUAUUCUUGAUCAUUCUUGUAAACCUUUUAGAUUAUGUUGUCCAUAAGUCACAUUCAAGGUUUUUUUGUUUUGUAUAUCAGAGGUUCUCAUAUAUGCUUUGAAUUACUAUAUUAUUCCACCAA
Molecule: messenger RNA, 2308 nt
Organism: Trifolium pratense (red clover)
Lineage: Eukaryota; Viridiplantae; Streptophyta; Magnoliopsida; Fabales; Fabaceae
Product: pentatricopeptide repeat-containing protein At5g39980, chloroplastic
Exons: 1
Coding region: 169-2151 (660 amino acids)
Molecular function (GO): protein binding
Source: RefSeq, a predicted model, not a curated record